AGAGAAAUCAGAUUUUUUUUAAACAAAAUCGAAACUAUAUCUCCAUUUUUUUUUAUAUAAAAAAAUUGAAUCAAUAAUUAGCAGCUAUUGUUCCUGCACCCGUGGUUCCAACCUUUUCGUUCUCGAACCUCCCAAAUCUUCUUCCUCUUCAAUUUUCGCCCAGUUUUCUCUGCUCGAUCUUCUCAUCGCAUCUUGUUCGAGAAAAGAUUCCAUUUGGAAAAUACCCACAUGCUGUGAUUCUCUGUGCGCGAGUGCACCAACGCAUAUUCGUUAUAAAAAAAACUCAAUUUUUGUUCCUGGGGUGGCGAUUUUUCGAUCUGGGUGUGUGGGAGGUGGAGUGAUGAAUAGUGGGUCGGUGUUGGUUGUAGCAGAGAGGUGAAGGCAGUGAUGGUGGUUGUGGGUGGAGCUGAGAGGAUGGGGAGAGAUCAAUAAUUUGGAAUCAGUUUUGGGAAAUAAUGCUGUAUCUGAAGCAGCCUAGAGUUCACGUUAUGAGUUUGGAUUUUUGGGUUGUGGGUUUUUUGCAUUGCGGUGAUUCUGAAUUUUGGUGAUUUGUGUGUCUCUUUGCAUGCCAUUUGGUGGUUUCCCUGAGCCUGAGGCUCGGGGGAUCUAAGUAUCAGAGAGAAAGUUAUGGCAUCGUCAGAGAAUGAAACUUGUCACUCUCCUCCUGCCUCUGACCAAACCCCUUCUCCCCAUGUCUGUAUGCAGAAAUUUAGGCUAUAUGAGACUCGAUCGAACUUUUACAUGAUAGGAAGGGACAAGAGCAGGACAUAUUGGAGAGUACUAAAGAUUGACCGUCUAGAUCCUUCUGAACUAAAUUUGCGUGAAGAUUCCACCACAUAUACAGAAAGUGAAUGUUCUGAUCUUCUGAGACGGAUACAUGAGGGUAACAAGUCCACAGGUGGACUAAAAUUUGUUACAACUUGUUAUGGAAUUGUUGGGUUUAUCAAAUUUCUGGGGCCGUACUACAUGCUGCUUAUCACAAAAAGGAGGCAAAUUGGUGCAAUAUGUGGCCAUACAGUAUAUGCUGUCUCAAAGAGUGAGAUGAUUCCACUGCCAAACUCUUCGGUUCGGUCUAACAUCAAUUCUAAAAAUGAAAACAGGUACAAGAGACUCCUAUGCAUGGUCGACCUAACAAAGGACUUCUUUUUCAGCUACUCAUACCACAUUAUGCGUAGUCUUCAACGGAACAUGUGUGAUAAUGAGACAGGUCAUGUUCUUUAUGAGACCAUGUUUGUUUGGAAUGAGUUCUUAACUCGAGGAAUUAGGAAUCACCUCCAGAAUACUAUAUGGACAGUUGCACUAGUGUAUGGCUUUUUUAAACAGGAAACACUUAUGAUAUCUGGACAGGAGUUGAUACUUACACUCAUUGCAAGACGAUCACGUCAUUAUGCUGGCACUAGGUAUUUGAGGCGAGGUGUUAAUGAGAAAGGAAGAGUAGCAAAUGAUGUUGAGACAGAACAAAUAGUCUUUGAGGAUGUUUCAGAAGGUCUUCCCAUCCAAAUUAGCUCUAUCAUCCAGAACCGUGGUUCAAUCCCUCUUUUCUGGUCACAGGAAACUUCAAAACUAAAUAUUAAACCAGAUAUUAUAUUGUCAAAGAAGGAUCAGAAUUAUCAAGCUACUAGACUUCACUUUGAAAACCUUGUCAAAAGAUAUGGGAAUCCUAUCAUUAUUUUGAAUUUAAUAAAGACCCAUGAGAAGAAGCCUCGUGAGUCCAUACUUCGUGCAGAGUUUGCUAAUGCCAUAGAUUUCAUUAAUAAAGAUUUAUCUGAGGAGAACAGACUUAGGUUCCUUCAUUGGGAUCUGCACAAACAUUUUCAGAGCAAAUCUGCAAAUGUCUUGCAGCUUCUUGGCAAAGUGGCUGCAUAUGCAUUGACAUUAACAGGUUUUUUCUAUUGCCAAGCAACACCAACCUUGACACCAGAAGAAUGUCUAAAAUGGCCAACUACAGACAAUGCUGAUAAGGGAACCUUUUCACCUACUAGACAAGUCAAUGAUGACAAUGAGGAUGCUAAUAAUUUAGAGAGGAAACCCAGUGAAGGAGGCAAUGAUGCUAAUAAUUCAGAGAGGACACCCAGUGAAGGAGACAAUGAUGCUAAUAAUUCAGAGAGGAAACCCAGUGAAGGAGACAAUGAUGCUAAUAAUUCAGAGAGGAAACCCAGUGAAGGAGACAAUGAUGCUAAUAAUUCAGAGAAGAAGCCCAGUGAAGGAGACAAUGAUGCUAAUAAUUCAGGGUGGAAACCCAGUGAAGGAGACAAUGAUGCUAAUAAUUUAGAGAGGAAACCCAGUGAAGGAGACAAUGAUGCUAAUAAUUUAGAGAGGAAACCCAGUGAAGGAGACAAUGAUGCUAAUGAAAGUCAUUCUGUCAAACCUCCCAAGUUGCAGAGGGGGGUGCUCAGGACCAACUGCAUAGACUGCUUGGAUCGCACAAAUGUUGCUCAAUAUGCAUAUGGGUUGGCUGCUCUUGGUCAUCAGCUCCACGCUCUGGGAGUUAUUGAUCACCCAAAAAUUGAUCUUGAUGAUCCCGUAGCUGAUGAUUUAAUGAGGUUUUAUGAGCGGAUGGGUGAUACACUUGCUCAUCAGUAUGGUGGUUCUGCUGCACACAACAAGAUUUUCUCCGAGAGGAGGGGCCAGUGGAGAGCUGCAACACAGUCUCAGGAGUUUUUUAGGACUCUUCAACGCUAUUACAGCAAUGCAUACAUGGAUGCUGUGAAACAGGAUGCAAUCAAUGUAUUCCUGGGGCAUUUUCAGCCACAGCAGGGUAAGCCCGCUCUGUGGGAGUUGGGUUCAGAUCAGCUCUUUGAUACAGGAAGACAUGGAGAUGACGAUGCAAGGUCACUUUUCAAAAGAUCCUUCUCAGAUGGAAACAUUCUUAAUGAUAGUUCUACACCAAUGUCAGCCCCAAAGGCCAGGCACGAAAAAUUCCCAAGCCAAGGCUUACCAGACCGAUCAGGAGAAGGAAACAAGGGUCUUUGUGAGUCAUCACCAGAAAUAUCAACUACUGAGAGUGACAUCUCAUUUUCAAGGUACACUCCCCCAAUGCCUCGGAGACAGCUCUUUGGUGAUAUACAAAGGGAGCGCGGCAUUGAAAGUGAACAUAUUUACUAUUCUGAUCACGGGGAUUCCUUCAGCUGCUCCAACUUUGUUGACCUGGAUUGGCUAUCUUCUUCAGGAAAUUCAUGCGAAGAAGAGCCAUUCGAGAGGUCAUCAAUCACCAACUCUCCAAUUGCCGGAGUUUCUUCAGAAAAUGUUGUCAAUGGAAUAAUAGUAGGAGAAACAACUGCCUCCACUAGUGAUUUGGGGGGUUCCAGCCUGAAGGGAAGGGAGCAAACUGAAUCCGAGUUAUCCUAUGGUGAUGCGCGGUCCAAUGCAUCAGAGGAUUUUCCAGAUACUUUUGUACAGUGGGUGACUUAUGGGCAGACACUUUGCCAUUGAAGUUUGCAUAUGAUCUUUUGCACUAAUAUAAUUGACAUUUUUUUGGCUUGGUCUAAGAUCUGAUUAGAAGAGACUAGAGAGAAAGAACGGGUGAAUCAGGCAUUUGGGUAGGCUUCAUGCUUAUCUACGAAGAAUCCUGACACCAAUCUUGGUAUUGACAUGCAGCGUAAUUCUGUUGUGAAAAUCUCAGUCAAAUCCUCAAGGCAUAGUAAAAAAUAGUGCAUAGCAACUGCUUGUAAAAUUUGUCGCUGUCUGUUCCUUUUAUUUUUAUUUUUAUUUUUCUGUUGUUUUUGUCUUCUUGGAGUUCACUAUUUUCAUUCUUCUUUCAGCAGUUAUAGUAGGUGUACUUUUUGUAAAUAUUAUUACCCUGCUUGUGGGAGCUUCACUUUAGAAUUGUAGAUAAUUGAUUCUUUUAAAUAACUUGCUUGUUAUAAUGUAUAAUAUAGAACUCAUGCUCAUGAGUCACUAUCUAAUUAA
Cajanus cajan (pigeon pea) is the source of this 3909-nucleotide messenger RNA. RefSeq names its product phosphoinositide phosphatase SAC3. Gene Ontology annotation, biological process: phosphatidylinositol dephosphorylation. The record is from RefSeq and is a predicted model, not a curated record. Lineage: Eukaryota; Viridiplantae; Streptophyta; Magnoliopsida; Fabales; Fabaceae. Gene Ontology annotation, molecular function: phosphatidylinositol-3,5-bisphosphate 5-phosphatase activity. Gene Ontology annotation, cellular component: intracellular membrane-bounded organelle.